GUCUCGUCGGCGAGUCACACAAUCUUGAUUUGCUUCCUCUUGGGGUUGUCUCUAUCGAUGGUGUCUCGGGCGCGUCCGUGCACCGGCGCUCUGCUGGCGUGCGCGGCCAUCGCCGUUUCUUGCUGCUGCUUCCAGUUCCAGGGCGCCAAUGCGGCGGCGGCGACCCCGUCGUUCGGGGACAACUUCGAGAUCACCGGCGCGGAGGACCACGUCAAGACCUCCCCCGACGGCCAGACGUGGUACCUCUCCCUCGACAACAAGACGGGCGUCGGGUUCCAGACGAAGCAGAAGUACCUGUUCAGGUGGUUCAGCAUGAAGCUCAAGCUCGUCGGGAACGACUCCGCCGGCGUCGUCACGGCCUACUACAUGUGCUCUGACCUUGACGCGGCGCCUCAGCGGGACGAGCUGGACUUCGAGUUCCUGGGCAACCGCACCGGCGAGCCCUACAUCAUCCAGACCAACGUGUACCGCAGCGGCGUCGGCGGCAGGGAGAUGCGGCACUCGCUCUGGUUCGACCCCACCGUCGACUUCCACUCCUACUCCAUCCUCUGGAACCCCAAGCAGAUCGUGUAA
Molecule: messenger RNA, 573 nt
Organism: Lolium rigidum
Lineage: Eukaryota; Viridiplantae; Streptophyta; Magnoliopsida; Poales; Poaceae
Product: probable xyloglucan endotransglucosylase/hydrolase protein 8
Exons: 3
Coding region: 58-573 (171 amino acids)
Biological process (GO): carbohydrate metabolic process
Molecular function (GO): hydrolase activity, hydrolyzing O-glycosyl compounds
Source: RefSeq, a predicted model, not a curated record